AUGGCGAUCUAUGGCGGAAGUCUUGCUGAUCUGUUUGAACGAGAGGAACGUGCUUCAGUUUGGCCAUUCUUCGCUCUGUCUCCUCUGUUAGGACCUACGCUCGCUCCGAUAGCAAGUGGUUGGAUUGCUGAAUACUUCGGCUGGAGAUGGGUCGAGUGGAGUACUCUGAUCAUUUCCAGUGCGAUCUUCGUCCUGGCCAUAUUGUUCCUGCCUGAGACACUUGGCCCUACCAUUUUAUCGUGGAAAGCUCGACUGCUUCGUGAAGAGACAGGAAACGACAAGUACAAAACAGAACGCGAUGAACAAGGAGGCCCAUUCGAUCUCCUCCGAAGUCGUCUGCUGCGCAUUACUUCUUUUAUUCUCACCGAGCCAACCACUGUCCUCUUCGAGCUAUACCUGACACUCUUAUACGUACUGGUCUAUGGGUUUCUGGAGGGCUUCCAGUAUAUAUUCACUGAUACGUAUGACUUCAGCACUGGUGAAAGGUACAGCUCCUUCGCAGCCAUAGCCAUUGGUAUCCUGGUCGCCAUCCCCUAUAUCCUUCUGAUCUACCAUUUCGCCUCGGUGAGGUCAAAGCGAAACUCAACAACGAUAUCACCCGAAGGGCGCCUGCUUCCAUCCCUGUUCACGUCACCUCUAUUGCCAAUCGCGCUGUUCUGGAUGGGGUUCACGAACCGAUUGGAUAUCUCAUACUGGUCGAACUUGUCCGCUUGCUUUGUUCUCGGCUUUGCAUUAAUGGCUCUGUUUACUUCGGCAUAUCAUUACCUCCUCGAUGCGUACGGUACGAACUCAUCUAGUGCUCUAGGUGCUGUGACUUUCGUGCGCUAUGCGGUCAGUGGCGGCGUGGUCAUCGCUACUAAUCCAUUGUACGAAGCACUUACGGUGAGGUGGAUGUUGACCCUGUUGGGCGGCAUUGCAGUGCUCUUGGCGCCUGUCCCUUGGGCAUUUUGGCGAUAUGGCUCUAAGAUUAGAGAGAAGAGCAAAUGGGCUGAGAGUUGA
Molecule: messenger RNA, 999 nt
Organism: Lithohypha guttulata
Lineage: Eukaryota; Fungi; Ascomycota; Eurotiomycetes; Chaetothyriales; Trichomeriaceae
Exons: 2
Coding region: 1-999 (332 amino acids)
Biological process (GO): transmembrane transport
Cellular component (GO): plasma membrane
Molecular function (GO): transmembrane transporter activity
Source: RefSeq, a predicted model, not a curated record